Notothenia coriiceps (black rockcod) is the source of this 1658-nucleotide messenger RNA. Its product is annotated as zinc finger and SCAN domain-containing protein 21-like. Gene Ontology annotation, biological process: regulation of transcription by RNA polymerase II. The record is from RefSeq and is a predicted model, not a curated record. The transcript has 2 exons. Bases 68 to 1096 code for a protein of 342 amino acids. Gene Ontology annotation, molecular function: RNA polymerase II cis-regulatory region sequence-specific DNA binding; DNA-binding transcription factor activity, RNA polymerase II-specific. NCBI's taxonomy places the organism in Eukaryota, Metazoa, Chordata, Actinopteri, Perciformes, Nototheniidae.
ACAAGUUUUACACAAAGGGAACACCGGUGGACUGCGUGCUGUAGUUGAGGGUUGAACGUGGAUUAAAAUGUCUGAAAUGCAGCUGCUGAGGCUGUUCAUCAGUGAGAGGCUGUGUGUGGCUGCAGAGGAGAUCUUCUCCGCGGUGCAGAGGACCAUAUCUGAGCAGAGAUCUCACCAAGACGGUGACCACCGGCAUGGACUCAAACCGGAAGUGCAUUCACUCAAUAGAGAGACGCCACAUAGAUUUAUCAGUGCAAUGGUGCAGACCCAACAUGAAACGGAUUGGAGUCCAAAGAGCUGCCACAACGACCCCAGUGUUAAACAGGAGGAGUGUGGCCUGCUGGUCCCAGACCCUCCAGCUAUCAAACAGGAAGAGCCAUGGAGCAGUCCAGAGGGAGAACAGCUACCAAACAUGGAGGACACCAGCACUUUGAAAGUGACGCCCACCUUCAUUUACUCAGCCAUGACUGAGUUACAAACUCAUGACACAGGAAAUGAAGACAGAAAGCCUGUACUUAAAACCUCAGCUGACCGCCGAGAGAUUGAAGGAAACGCACAGUCAAGCAGUGAAUUUUUGAAUAAUUUGCCAGAUCGUUCUGUAACUGUGAAUAACAUGGGGCCUAAGCAGGGUUUAGCAACAGUGACAGAGUACAGUAUUGGAAACAUCCACACGCAGAGCCCAACAGGGAAAAAACAGUGGACUAAAAGUUGUGAACCAAACAGCUCAACUUCAUCAAAAAAAGAGACAAAGACAAGCAAAUCAUACUGCUGCAGUUUCUGUGGCAAAGAAUUCAAGCGAAGUGCACACCUUGCCACGCACACUCAAAUCCACACUGGUGAGACGAUGUAUGUAUGUGAGUUGUGUGGUAAAGAGUUUCGACAUGGAAACAGUCUGACUGCGCACAUGAGGAUUCACUCGGAAGACAGGCCACACAGAUGCAGGAUUUGUGGAAAAGAGUUCCGCCAUGUUGGCAACUUGAACGUCCACACGAGAAUCCACACAGGAGAGAAACCCUACACCUGCACCGUGUGUGGAAAGAAGUUCAGUCGGAAUAAUGUAAUGACAAAACACAUGGAAGAUGUUCACUUGGCAUGACUUAAUGAGAGUUAAUCAGAAUAUCCACUUUUCUGUAAAUAUGUCCUUACUGUAUGAAAUGGUAAUACUAUAAAGUAAAACAUGGUAGAAAUGGCUCUUGAUCAUAGGCGAAUUUUGUGGGGGGGGGGUCAUUACCCACCCUAGUGGCUGAAAUAUGUUACAGCAUUACUACGUCUAAAGCUGUUCCAAUACAAAUAUUUCGUAUGUCAAUAUUUUUAAUAGAUGUAAUAUAAUGAUUGUUACAAUACAAAUCUGAAUAAUUUCAUGUUUUGUUUGAAAUCAUUUCAUUUUUGAGCAGUCGCAUGUUGAGAAAUGAUUCAGCUAUUGUGUUACAAUAAUUAGCAGUAAUGGCUAUGCGGCGAUUUUUAAAACGUUUAAGGCGUCUACUUCUGCACUAAGUAGGACACUGGUUCAUAAUAUUGUAGCGUGUUCAAGUAACCAAGGGAUAUAGUCGUCAUCAAAUAAGUAUAAGAUGUACACAGUUAUGAUUUACAGUUGUAAUGCACUGUUGUUGGGGGGAAGAGACCCAUAUGAGUGUGUGUACGGCGGGCAUGAGGCGUGC